UAUCCCUGUCUCCCCCUCCAUUUGAACCGUGCUACCCGUUCGCCAAGCGAGUCCCACGCCCAGCGCACCUUAUUUUUCGUUCUGUUCGCAGCAAGUAACCCGCAGACAUGUCGUCCUUCUUCGGUCUGUCUAAGACCAAGACCUUCAAACCAAAGCGCAAUAUACCCGAGGGAACCAAACAAUACCAACUCAAACGUUAUGCUGAAGCGACACUCGGCAGUGGUAACCUCCGCGUCGCCGUGGUACUCCCUGAGGGCGAAGACUUGAAUGAAUGGCUGGCCGUCAACACUGUUGACUUCUUCAAUCACCUCAAUAUGCUCUACGGAACUAUCACAGAAUUCUGCACGCCACAAGAAUGCCCGACGAUGUCGGCAGGACCGCGGUUCGAAUACCACUGGCAAGAUCCGACCGUACCAGAGUAUAAAAAGCCGACCAAGAUGAGCGCGCCGGACUACGUCGACUGUCUCAUGAGCUGGGUACAGGCUCAGCUUGACGAUGAUAGCGUUUUCCCUAGCAAGAUUGGCGUACCCUUUCCGAAAGACUUUCAAGCACGAGUCAAAGCAAUCAUGAGGCGUCUCGGGCGUAUCUACUACCACCUUUACUCUUCGCAUUUCCACCAAAUUUGCGCGCUCUCCAUCGAGGCACAUCUAAACACGUCCUAUCGCCACUUCCUGCUAUUCGUCAACGAAUUUGGGCUGAUAGACCCCAAGGAGAUGGCCCCACUCGCCGAGCUGAACGAGGCGAUCUUGGCGGAUAGCUAGAGCGCGCAGGACAGAGCUGCGCGCUGACAAGCAUGAGCGGCAGCAUGCGUUGCCUCACCUCACGUCGACCCUCUCCAACGAGCCACGCACUUGUCUUCUAUUCUGCAGGGAGGAUCCUUCGCCUCCACUCCACGGCUUCUACAGUUACUCUCGAGCCUCUCCCACAAUAUCCGUCCCUGUCUAUGUAAAUUGUCCAAGUCCACUGUACUGCAAAUGUGUUCUACAUUGUAACUGUCUCCGAC
This is a messenger RNA of Tilletiaria anomala UBC 951, 1003 nucleotides long. Its product is annotated as putative MOB1 protein. Gene Ontology annotation, molecular function: protein kinase activator activity. The record is from RefSeq and is a predicted model, not a curated record. Bases 108 to 761 code for a protein of 217 amino acids. Gene Ontology annotation, cellular component: cytoplasm; nucleus. NCBI's taxonomy places the organism in Eukaryota, Fungi, Basidiomycota, Exobasidiomycetes, Georgefischeriales, Tilletiariaceae. The transcript is spliced from 7 exons. Gene Ontology annotation, biological process: cell division; positive regulation of protein phosphorylation; signal transduction.